Messenger RNA from Pneumocystis carinii B80, 3278 nucleotides. RefSeq lists its product as hypothetical. The transcript has a single exon. The coding region runs from base 15 to 3242 and encodes 1075 amino acids. NCBI's taxonomy places the organism in Eukaryota, Fungi, Ascomycota, Pneumocystomycetes, Pneumocystales, Pneumocystaceae. The record is from RefSeq and is a predicted model, not a curated record.
CCAAAUAGGCGGCAAUGGCACGGCCGGUUAAGAGGCAAGCACCACAAGCAGCACCAGCAGCGGAUGGGAUUAAGGAGGAACACCUUUUGGCUUUCAUUCUGAAGGAGAAAUAUAAAAACGGAUGCAAAGAUGAGCUUGAAAAAUAUUGUAAAGAGUUGAAGGAAGCAGAUAAAAAUCUAGAGAAAGUGAAUGAUAAAGUUAAAGGAUUCUGUGAAGAUGGAAAACAAGACGAAAAAUGCAAAGGCCUGAAAGAGAAAGUUGAACAAGAAUUGGACACUUUUGAUGCAGAACUUCCAGAUGAUUUAGGAAAUCUAAAAGAUGAAGAAUGUGAAAAACAUGAAGAAAAAUGUAUCCUUUUAGAAGAGACGGGUUAUAAUGAUGAUAUUAAGAAGAAGUGUGUCAACUUGAGGGAAGGAUGUUACAAAUUGAAGCGUGAAAAGGUGGCAGAGGAGCUCCUUUUGAGGGCGCUCGGAGGGGAUGCUAAAGAUGAAGCUAAAUGUAAAGAAAAGAUGAAAACUGUUUGCCUAGUGUUAAGCCGAGAAGGCGACGAGUUGAUGUCUUUCUGCCUUGAUCCGAGUGGAACGUGUAAAGAGCUGAAAAAAAAAUUGGUUGAAGUUUGCCGGCCUUUACAAACAAAAUUGAAUGAGAAAAGUUCAGAAAAAGAUUGUCAUGAAAGACUUGAGAAAUGUCAUUUUUACGGAGAAGCGUGUGAUGGUUCAAAGUGUGAUGAGGAUAAGAAGCAGUGCGAGGGAAAAGGAUUCACAUAUAAAGCACCGGAAUCUGAUUUUAGUCCUGUCAAGCCGAGGGCAUCGUUGUUGAUAAGUAUUGGGUUGGAAGAUGUUUAUAAAAGAGCUGAAAAAGAAGGAAUUCUUAUUGGAAAAGUAGGCGUGGAUCUACCAAAAAGGUUUGGUGAAGAUUUUCUGCAAGAUUUCUUGCUACUCUUGAGCGAAGAUGAGGAUGAUGUAAAAGAGAAAUGCAAAAAGGCCUUAAAAAAAUGUGAUGCUUCUAAGCAUUUGGAUUAUAAUUUUGAAGAGUUGUGCAAAGAGAAAGAGGAUGAUAAACAAAAGAAAUGCGAAGAAUUACUAAAUGUAAAUGUAAAAGAAAGAUGUACAAAUCUCAAAUUAAAUCUUCAUGUGAAAGAUUUGUCUACAGAAUAUGAAAAAGCUAAAAAAUCAAAACUUUUAUUGUGGAGAGAACUGCCAACAUUAUUUACGAAGGGAGAGUGUACAGAACUUGAGUCGGAAUGUUUUUAUUUGAAAAAGGCGUGUAAAGAUAGUAAGAUUGAUGAAGCAUGUCAAAAUGCACGAGCAGCGUGCUAUAAAAAAGGACAAUAUAGGGUCUUGAAUACACUCUUUCGAGAGGGGUUGAAGGGGAAUUCCGAACAUGUAAGAAAUUAUAACAUUCCUGAAGAAUGCAAAAAAUUUGUUGUAGAAGAGUGUAAAAAACUUGAUAAAAAAUACCUUCCAAAAUGUCUUUAUCCUAAAGAAUUAUGUUAUCUGCUUUCAGAUGAUGUUUUCCUUCAAUCCAAAGAGUUAGGUGUGCUUUUGGAUGAUCGGAGAGAUUUUCCAUUUGAAAAGGAUUGUCUUGAAUUGAAGGAGAAGUGUGAUCAACUUGAAACUUAUUCAUUUUCGAAUUCAGAAAAGUGUAUAACAUUGAAAAGACGCUGUGAAUACCUUAGAGUUUCAGAGGGAUUUAGAAAUGUAUUUUUAGAAAGAAAAGAUGAUUCGUUAAAGAAAGAAAACUGUAUGAAAACAUUGCAAGAAAAAUGUUAUGCUUUAUCUAGGAAGAGAAAGAAUCCAUUUACUGUUUCAUGUGCUUUAGCAGGAGAAACAUGUGAAUAUAUGGUAGGCCGUACAAAAGAUGAAUGUAGAUAUUUAAAAGUCAACAUCAAGAAUGAAGAAAUUCUACAAGAAAUUGGAAAAGCAAAUGAAACCGCACUUGAAGAACUCUGCACAACAUGGGGCCGACAUUGUCACCAACUUAUGGAGAAUUGUCCGGAUGACUUGAAAAAAAAAGAAAAUGACAAUGAUCAAAACUGUGAAAAACUCGAAGAAAAAUGCAGUGAUACCUUUAAAAGGUUGAAAUUAGAGGAGGAGCUGAGUCAUAUGUUGAAAGGCAAUUUAAAGGAUGAUGAUAAAUGUAAAAAAGCAUUAGGAGAGCGUUGCGCUGAGUUGGAAAAGAAUGAAGCAUUCAAAAUUCUGCUUACUAAUUGUGAAGAGGGCACCAAGGGAACUGUUUGCAAAGAAUUAGUUGAAAAACUAAAAAAGAGAUGUCCUACUUUAAAAGACGGACUGAAUAAAGCGAAAGAUGAGUUGACAGAGAAGAAAAAAGAAUACGAUGAGCUCAAAAAGGCGGCAGAAGAAUCUACGGAGAAAGCUAAGUUAUUGCUAUCAAAGUCUGGAAAAGCCGCAAUGCCAAGUGGACAGGAUAGCAAUGCUUCUGGACAAGCACAGCCACCUGUACCACCACCAGAAUCUGGGUCAUCAUCAGCAUCAGGGCCACCACCACCACCACCACCAGGAGGGCAAUCAAGUGGUAAAAUAUCAGGCGCACCAGGUGGAGGAUCAAGCACACCAGAUGGAGGAUCAGGCACACCAGGUAGUGGAACGCCAAACUAUGUAAAAUUUGGACUCGUUAAAAGAGCGUAUGUAGAUGGAGGAGUAUCAGAAGUAGAGGUAAAAGCAUUUGAUGCAACGACGAUAGCAUUGGAAUUGUAUUUGGAAUUGAAAGAGGAAUGUAAAGCUUUACAACUAGAUUGCAGUUUUAGAGAGGAAUGUCAGGAAACUAAACUUUGCGAAGAAAUAGACAAGUUAUGCAAAGAAAUAGAACCAUUAGAAAUUAAGCCUCAUCAUACAGAGACGCAAAAAGAAAUCUCAACCACUACGACGACCACUACGACGACCACUACCACGACUACGACGACAACUACUACUACAACCAAGCCGGGAAGUGGAGGAAAAGUAACAGAAGAGUGUACAAUGAUACAAACAACAGAUACAUGGGUGACACGUACGUCAUUGCAUACGAGUACGACAACGAGUACGUCAACGGUGACGUCGACAGUGACGUUGACUUCGAUGCGCAAGUGCAAGCCUACCAAAUGUACUACUGAUUCAAACAAAGAGACAGAAGAAGGAGGAAAAGAAGAAGAAGAAGUAAAACCGAAUGAUGGGAUGAAAAUAAGAGUUCCUGAUAUGAUUAAAAUAAUGUUGUUGGGAGUGAUUGUUAUGGGGAUGAUGUAAAAUGAAUGAAAAAAAUGUUAAUAGAAUGAAAAUGUG